UCAUUUAGUAACGAAGCUUAAACCGAACCGCAUCGAGCUCUGAAAAGCGCGCGCGCUCUCCUUCCCCGCGGAACCAUCGAGAACCAACAUCGAAAAGAACCAACAACCACAGCGAGAAUGUUUCAGAAAAGGAUUAUCGAACUUAUUGUGGUGCUGCUGUACUGGAUGGUGAUCACGCCAGCGGUCUACAAGAUAUGCAAGGACAAGAACAUAAUCCAGGUGGAUAUGAAUCACCUGCUGGACACCGUGGCCGAGCACUGCACCUUUGGCCUCUGCCUGAUGGUGGGAUACGUGAUCCUCUACCGCAUAGUGAUCUUCAUCUACAUGAAGCUCAAGGUCUGCGACAUCCAGAUGUGGCACAACCUGAAGAAGACCCAAGACGACCCCGAGGCUAACCUAAGCAAGAAGUCCCACUACCAGGCUGUAUCCACGGAGAACAUUGACACUGUGGACAGUGGCAAGAAAAGGCCAAUGACACCCAAGAUGAUACGGACCAUCAGCAAUCCCUUGCUUAUCGAAAGCGAUUUGGCCCGCAUUCACGUCAAGCACGAGACACGACCGCUACAGAGUGCCACCCUGCCGAGGUUGCAGCACGCCCAGGUCCACGCCAGUCCGAGUCCCAGUCUAAGAAGUGCACCGCCAGUGCCUAUGCAGCCGCCGAAUGUCUACAACCAAGGUGUGAUCAUGUCGCCAAAGGUCCUCAUGCCAAGACAUCCAGACAUGGUAUAGAGAAGGAUAAUGGAGAAGGAUAACGAGAUCCA
Molecule: messenger RNA, 761 nt
Organism: Drosophila subobscura
Lineage: Eukaryota; Metazoa; Arthropoda; Insecta; Diptera; Drosophilidae
Exons: 1
Coding region: 118-729 (203 amino acids)
Source: RefSeq, a predicted model, not a curated record